This is a messenger RNA of Thunnus maccoyii (southern bluefin tuna), 1242 nucleotides long. RefSeq lists its product as uncharacterized. NCBI's taxonomy places the organism in Eukaryota, Metazoa, Chordata, Actinopteri, Scombriformes, Scombridae. The record is from RefSeq and is a predicted model, not a curated record. The transcript has 5 exons. The coding region runs from base 391 to 1032 and encodes 213 amino acids.
GGAAAAGUUAUUACAGUCUGUAGUGAACAGUUUAACUUGACAUUUUCAUUGUUUAUUGUUAUAUGUAAUGUUAAGAAUUCAACAUGUGUAUCAGCUGCACAAAAAUGUUUUUAAAGUUGAAAUAUUAACAUGUUUGUAUAUCCUGGGUCACAUUAGGAGAAGUCAUUAAAUUUCAGCCUAAAAGAAAAAAAGUGUUUAGUGUGUUUUUACUCGUCUCACAUGUAAAAUUAUAUCACAUUUGACUCUGAACAGAAUGUAACUUUAUUUUCCACCAACAUUAAGUCAUACACUUUGAGCUUAGCUGAAUAGCAACUAACCACUUCCUUUUCUCUGAGCCACCUCAACAGUGAUGUUUAAGUUCCAGUCUUUCAUUUCAUUCUGAAGGUUAUUAUGUUCAGUCAAGACCAAGCAGCUCUGCUCUCCAUUCAGCUAUUAAUUAUGUGCCAUGUCUUUGCAGAGGUUCAUCAAGUUGACUGCGGGGACAUACUGGUGUCUGAGGGAAACGCCACCGUUUUCACUUGCAACAUGACAAAUGCAAAGCAAAUCGGCUGGACCAAAGGAAGAAUACUUUUUACUUUUAAUGUCUUAAACAAUCAGACAUUUUCAAAUGUCACCUCUCAAAGAAUGAGCAUAGACUCGAACUUUCCUUCAAAGCUGAAUAUUCUUGAUGUUCAGCAUGAAGAUGCAGGACUUUAUAAGUGUGAAGUAACUUAUGAAAAAGGUGUAAGGACUACUGAGUGGAAUUUAACUGUGUUGGAAAUCUCUAAAGAAAUCAGUACAUCGAGCUAUUGUCUAUACAUACUUACACCUGGACUUGGAUUGCUUCUUUGUGGCUUGGCUGCAGCAGUUUGCCUCUACAGCAGAAAACUCAGGACCACGACAACAAACCAGGACCCAGUCCCAGACCAGUUUCCUCUUCAGUCGGGGGGAGAGGUGGUCCCUCCUCAACUGCAGGGUGUUGUGGACUGUAGGACGAAUAAUAAGCAGAGGAGUCAGUACUUGGAGAGGCUCAAUUCAAUCUAUGGUAUAUAAUGAAGUAGUUGUUUAAACUGUCCAGCAGAUGGUGAUAAAGGCUCAGCCAAAGUUGUGUGAGAAAAGAUAAAGGAUGUUACUGUGAAGACAAGUGCAUUAAAUUAAAGCCCCAAUCCAUUAUUGGUGCACAUCACUAAUUUUGUCCAGGUGCAAAGGGAAAAGCUAUGAGAGUUUUGUGUGUGUGUGACUUUUGUAUAUGUGCUUCUAAAA